AUGAACAUCAACAAGCCCUCGGACGCCCUUUAUGUGCUUCCGUUCGUUAAGCCUAAGCCGUAUGAUCCAAACGCUCCUCCGCGCGAACGCCGCCUGCGUGGCUUCAGCUGGUUGCCCAACAAGCUCAGGAAUCACUUCAUUGCCAUGAUUGGAGAAUUUACGGGAACCUUCCUUUUCCUCUUCUUCGCCUUCUCUGCUACCCAGGUCGCCAAUACUUCGGCCAUGGCAGCAGCCCAGAGCAAUAGUGGCGCAGCUUCGGCUCCAAACGUGGCUACCUUGCUCUACAUCAGCUUGGGAUUCGGCUUCUCCCUUGCCGUGAAUGCAUGGGUCUUCUUCCGCAUCAGUGGAGGGCUGUUCAACCCUGCGGUCACCCUGGGUAUGUGCUUGAUCGGCGCCGUCGGGUGGGUCCGUGGCGCUCUGGUGGUCUUAACGCAGAUCAUUGGAGCUAUUUGUGCUGCAGGCAUCGUCUCUUGCCUAUUCCCAGGGCCACUGGCUGUCCGUACAAGCCUUGGCGGUAGCACCUCCAUUGUCAGGGGUCUCUUCAUUGAGAUGUUCCUCACGGCACAGCUUGUCUUCACCAUUUUCAUGUUGGCGGCAGAGAAGCACAAGGGUACCUACCUAGCCCCGAUCGGUAUUGGUCUAUCGCUGUUCAUCGCCGAGCUUUCUGGUGUUUACUUUACCGGUGGCUCGCUCAACCCUGCACGUUCCUUUGGUCCUGACGUCAUUCUCCACACGUUUAACGGAUACCAUUGGAUCUACUGGGUCGGCCCGGCGCUCGGUUCCCUCUUGGCGGUCAGCUUCUACCGCCUGGUCAAGGUUCUCGAAUAUGAGACUGCCAACCCUGGUCAAGACUUCAACGAGAAGGAGGCUGAGGUCUUCCACCCGGAUGAGGACCCUGCCACUGCCGAUGAAGUGCGUCGUCCCAAUGUUGGUGGUAUGAACUAUGGCGAGGCCACGCUCGGUUAG
Molecule: messenger RNA, 966 nt
Organism: Aplosporella prunicola CBS 121167
Lineage: Eukaryota; Fungi; Ascomycota; Dothideomycetes; Botryosphaeriales; Aplosporellaceae
Exons: 3
Coding region: 1-966 (321 amino acids)
Biological process (GO): transmembrane transport
Cellular component (GO): plasma membrane
Molecular function (GO): water channel activity
Source: RefSeq, a predicted model, not a curated record